Molecule: messenger RNA, 2916 nt
Organism: Scedosporium apiospermum
Lineage: Eukaryota; Fungi; Ascomycota; Sordariomycetes; Microascales; Microascaceae
Product: Transcription regulator bdf1
Exons: 3
Coding region: 1-2916 (971 amino acids)
Biological process (GO): regulation of DNA-templated transcription; chromatin remodeling
Cellular component (GO): chromatin; nucleus
Source: RefSeq, a predicted model, not a curated record
AUGGCGACACCAGAACCCAAUGCUCCCACACUGGAGCAGAAGUCUGCGUCCCCAGACGUGUCUAGGGAACAAAAGACAGAGCUCAAUGGGCUCAAGCCACCUUCUAGUCCCAAAGCCGCGGAAAGCGAAGCGGCAGCACCAAAAGUCAACGGCAACGGAACUAAGUCGGAUAGCAACGACGGUCCGAACGGCGUAACAGCCACCAGCGAAGAGGGCGCCGCCUCUCGCAAAUCCGAAGAAGCCGCCCCCGCCACAGAGACGAUACCUGCUGACGAGGCGGGCACUAAGCCAGACGCCGAUUCCGUAACGUUACCGGAAGCUAAGGCCGAGGCAGAGAAGGAGGAGGAGAAGAAGGAGCCGGAGGCGCCGGCAACGGUAAACGCCAAGAAGAGCGAGGACGUCGAUAUGACCGACGCUGAUGCGAAGCCUGACACCACCGAAGCUAUCACCACCUCUACGACUACUGCUACCGAACCCUCCACUAUAGAAAAGCCAUCCUCUUCUUCGGACGCGCAACCUCCGAAGACCGAAGAAUCUAAAGAGGCGGAAUCCGCCGGACCCAAGUCUUCUGAGCCUGAGGAGAAGAAACCUGCCGACACCGGCGACGCUAUGGCCGUCGACGAGAAGCGAGAAUCUCCCGCCACAGAACAGGAACAAGACGUUUCUACGCAAGGUCCCGAAGGCAUGUCCCAGCUCAACAUUACCGACGAUGCCAUUGUCCAGUCCCCCGUCGACGAGCAUGUCGACGUGGCGAUGGAUGAUGCCGCACCCACUUCCUCGGCCAAGAUUGCCCGGGAACGCGACGAGGAUUCGGGCGACGAGCCCCUUGCGAAACGCGCCAAGACAGAGCCGCAGGAAGAGGUCCAGGUUUCGACAGUAACCGCCGAGCUUAAGAACUCUAAGGGACUGCAAGGCAUAGAAAAUUGGAACAACACCGAUCUCGAAAAGCGCGUCCUCACACCUUACCAGAUGCGGGAGAUGCGGCGCAUUAUCGCGGGUGUCAAGAAGACCAAGAACGGAAUGCACUUCAAGGACUCCGUAGUAAAGCUCUGGCCUACGCUCGCGGCCGCAUACUUGGACAAGGUGGAGGACCCUACAGAUCUCGGUGAGCUCGAGCGCGGACUACGCGACCAGCAUUUCCGCACCCUCGGUGACUUUAAGGGAAGGCUUUCUCUAAUUUAUAAGAACACUUUGACUUUCAAUGGCGAGUAUCACGACAUCACCCACGCCGGCCUAAACGUCGUCGAGACCAUCUGGACAAAAUCGCUAUCCGUGCCGGAGGAGGAGCCUCCGCGGUCCAAGGCCACGUCGAAGCAUAUGCCGUCUCGUCACCACGAGCACCGCGCCUCUGCCCACCACGUGUCUCCCCCUGCGGAGACUCCGACCGCAAAGGCGGCUGCUACUCCCGCGGCUGCGGAACGCCCACCUCCCAAGUCGAAGCAGGCACAGGCGAACCGCAGGGCUUCCAGCAUUGCCACGAGCCCCACAGACGGUCCUGAGUCUCAAACUUUCGCCCUGCCUCCAGGAGGUGUACCGCAGAUCCGACGCGCUUCGACAAAUGCCGAUGGCGACAGGCCCAAGCGGGCUAUUCACCCGCCCAAGAGCAAGGACAUCGAUUAUUCGUCCAAGUCCUCAGUCUCCAAGAAGAAUCUCAAGCCCGAGAUCCAAUUCUGCGAUGAAGUGCUUCGUGAAAUUAUGGAUGAGAAGCACUUCCACCUCAAUGCGGCCUUCCUCGUCCCCGUUGACCCCGUUGCCCUCGGUAUCCCUACGUAUUUUAAUAUAAUUAAGAAGCCAAUGGACCUGAGCACGAUCGCGGCCAAGCUGAACGCUGGGGAGUACACCCACCCCAAACAGUUCCAGGGCGAUAUGGAUCUGAUGUUCAAUAACUGUUUCAAGUUCAACACGGCGGGUACCCCCGUGCACGUCCAGGGCAAGCAGCUCAGGUCUCUCUUCCAGUCGGAGAUGGCCAAGAAGGACCAGUGGCUCGCCAAGCACGCGUCCAGCAAAGCGGGAUCGACGGCAUCCGACCUCCACAGCGACGAGGAGUCCGAGGCCGAGGCCGAGGUUUCCGUGGGUGGAGGCGACGCGGCGGUGCUGGCGGCGACGAUCGCGACGCUGCAGGAGAAGCUGCAAGAGGAGACGACGAAGCUGAAUCAGCUGUACAUGGAGGAUCUCCCGAAUGAGGCGCUCAUCAGGCUCCAGUCAACUGUGUUGUCUACCGUCCAACAGAGUUUGCUCGCGGAGAAACAGAAGUUCGCCGCCAUGAGGUCGGAGAAGCCCGCCAAGGCCAGGCCUAGCAAGCCGGGCAAGGCCAAGGGUGGCGCCGGUGGUGGUGGUGGUGGUAGGAAGUCGACGGCUCCCGCGGUUCCCAAGAAGUCCGGCGGCGGCGCUAAGAAGCCCGCUAAGAAGGAGCGCUCUUGGGGCGCCGCCGAGAGGAACCAGAUCGCCAAUGCACUCAGCGAUCCUUCGUAUCCGAGCAUCGAACAGGCAAUUUCGAUUAUCAAGAAGGAUACCGGCCAAGCCGAAAACAAUGCUGGUGUGCUCGAAUUGGACAUCGACCAACUCAGCACCAACGCGAUUCAGAAGCUGUGGGAUCUCUGCGCCAAGGCGAUUCCCGGUUUCGGACGAGACGGCGGGGCGUCGGCGGAUGCGGGUCUCGGCGGCGGCAGCAGUCCCCACAUGGACAACGCACCGCUGUCGCGGCCGCCGAAGCCCAAGAAGAAGAACAAGCCCAUGAACGCUCGGGAGCAAGAAGAGCGCAUCAGCAAGCUCAAGGGCAUCCGCGAUCAGUUCCGUACGGGUGGUGCUGGUGCUCGGGCAGGAUCGCCUAAGACGAUGAAUGACUCGAUUACCGCGGCUCUAACGCCGACGGCGAUGGAGGAUAGUAGUGACUCGUCGGACUCGGAAGAGGAGUAA